This is a messenger RNA of Sander lucioperca (pikeperch), 2653 nucleotides long. Its product is annotated as zinc finger and SCAN domain-containing protein 2-like. NCBI's taxonomy places the organism in Eukaryota, Metazoa, Chordata, Actinopteri, Perciformes, Percidae. The coding region runs from base 112 to 2235 and encodes 707 amino acids. The record is from RefSeq and is a predicted model, not a curated record. The transcript is spliced from 6 exons.
CAUUUAUGAACGCACCAAAACCGGAAACGGUUCAAGAUAGUAAACAAUGCAGAUCCGUAUACGUCUCUUAAUCAAAUAUGUCAACUGUGGUUACAGUUUGAAUAGAAAAACAUGGCUGAGUGUUUGAUUAAAAUGUCUAAAGGAGAGAUUCUGAGAGGAUUUGUGAAUGAGAGGCUCGCCGCUGCCACCCGGGAGAUCAUAGCGGUUGUUGACAGAAUCGUAGCCGGUUACGAGGAGGAGGCUUCGGGCUUCAGAGAGGAGAUAGACCGGCAGAGGAGGCAGCUGGAGCUCCUGCAGGCUCAGGUCACACCCGACAAAGCAGGUGUGAAGAGCAGCAAGAGCCUCGGCCCUGUUGAGGAAGAGGAGGAAGAGGAGGCAGAGUCCCCUGAGCGGCCAGGAAACCUGCAAGACUCGACUAGUCAAACUGCAUCAAGCUCUUUCAGCCCCAGACUUCGGUACCAGAAGAGGAAACCUGGCAGGCGUCAGACCAGUGAAACGCAGAACAACGUCGUCCUCAGGGUCCGGAUCCUGGAGGACUGUCGGACCGACGUGCUCUCUAACAUCAUUCUUAAGAGAUGUCCGAUGCGGAGGCUGACGUGUCCCGGAGGCCUGCAGGAGGCCGACUUUCUGGACCUGCUGAGGUCCACCUUCCCUCAGCUGUCCGGAGACGACAAACUGUUUGACGUCCUCAAAUCCGACGAGAGACGGAGGCUACUGCCUCUGACGGUACGGACGCUGACACCGGAGGAGAUCCACCGGAACAUCAGCCGCACACGAUCCAAGUCAACGCUCUACAUCAGACUCAAGGGAUCUCGGGCCGGCGAGGAUGAUAGUCGUCCUCCACAAACGAAAGACACCGAAGACUCUCUGUCCACCGCUGCCAUGGUGACGUGUGAUGAAACCAGACUUCAAACGAGCGUCCCUGUACAGGAGGUCGAAGGCAGCGGAGUAGACGUCAUGUCCGUCAGCUCAACAUCGCAAAAACAAGACAUGGAAACAGAGGAGGCUGAUCACGAGGAGCGUGGGAUAUCAGAGCCAGCUGAAAGUAAAGACCACGACAGCGAUGAUGGUGAAAGAGAAGAAGCGAAUGACAGGGACGACGAUUGGAAACCAGACAAAAGCGAUGUAAAGCUGAAAGAAAGUGACUCUAAACAGCGGCCAAAGACGACAAAGAAACAAAAGGCCAGACGUUCUGGUGUUAAGAGCACAAAGUCAAAGACUGAGAACAGCGAUGAUGUUUUCUCCUGCAAAGUCUGCGGAGCUCUGCACAAAUCAGAAGUCACAUUCGUCAAACAUGCCUGGACUCACAUGGACGAUGCAGGAAGUCUCUGUGGAGUGUGCGGAGAGCUUUCGGAGUCCGCGGAGGCGUUGAAGGAUCAUCUUCAAAGUUACCACAAAACUGACGACUGCGGAGAGUCUUUCCUCAGCCUCGAUGAGCAUGUUGCUGCCCACUCGAGGGAGACACCGUACGAAUGCGAUGUCUGCCAUGACGUUUUCGCGUUGAGUUUGUCCCUGGAGAAUCACCGGAAACUCCACGAGGCGGGGACACCAUACAAAUGUUACACUUGCCACAAAGUGUUCGCUAAGAAGGAACACUUAAAAGCUCACUGCGUGACUCACACCAACAAAAAGAAGCAGCUCUGCGGCGUGUGCGGCAAAUCCCUCAGCGACUAUAGGUCUCUAUCCCGCCACAAGCUGACGCACUCCGGGGAGCGGCCUCACAGCUGUCGGGUUUGCGGGAGUCGUUUCAAACUUCCAGGGACGCUGAGACAACACGAGAAGAUUCACACGGACCGAGAGAGAUCGUACCUCUGCGACGUUUGCUGCAAGAUGUUCAUGACGAGCAAGCAGCUGCAGAUCCACAUGAGAAUGCACACCAACGAGAAGCCCUACCACUGCGGCGAAUGCGGCAGGGGCUUCAGCACCAAGGGACCGCUGACGGUUCACAUGCGGAUCCACACCGGAGAGACACCGUACAGCUGCCCGGACUGUGGCUGGGCCUUCAAACGCAAGGUUAAUCUGGAUAACCACGUGACGGUGCAUUCAGGCCUCAAACCGUUUGUUUGCGUGACUUGUGGGAAAGCGUGCGCCCGUAAAGCAUAUUUAAAAGUCCACAUGAGAACCCACAAUGGGGAGAGACCGUACAAGUGUAAACUCUGUGACAAGGCUUUCACUCAGAGCCACUGUCUGAAAACACACAUGAAGAGCCACCUGGUGGCCAACGCUGCACUGUGACACUGACAAUAAGGGAUGCCACGAUACCAGAAUGUGUGUUUUCAACAGCAGUACUUGUGAAAUUCCACGAUUCUCGAUACCCAAUUCGUUACCACGGUAAAAACAAGGGCUGGGUAUCGGUCGAGCCGUUAGAGUGCACGGAGAUGAUGCACUAUUAAAGGAGAACUAUGCAGUUGUUUUAGCUUAAUAUCCCUUAACUGAACAGCUUUGGAGUCAUUGGAAUGGUUAUAUGACUUUUUUCAGGUUGAAUGGUGGUCGUCUCGCUUCCCUCUUAGCGCCUGUGAGCGGAAAAAACACCCUUGCAACUUUUGACGUCAGGAAGUAUCGCGUGAUAUCAGGUCUCGCGAUGUAACAAAUUGCUUCACGGCACUGCACACAUACCCGCCGCUACACGCCCCCAUACAGUUACCGGCUAGCU